AUGGGGAAUAAGAAGAAGAAAAGAAAGCAAAGACCUAGAGAUCGUGAAGGUGGGAAAGAAGAUGAUGAUGGUGGAGAUAAUGAUGAUGAUGUUAUUGAUAAUCCAUUAUUUUUGACAUGGAGAAAAGAAGAGAUUGGGAAAAGUAGGGAAGCUCUCAAAGAAUUAGGGAUAAAGAAAGAACUUUGGCUUAAACACAAUUCUAAAGGAGAGCUAUUAAUGCCAGAUGCUUCAUAUUCCAUGAGUCCAAAAGAAAUAGAUAGGUUCUUAAAAGCUGUGCACAAAAUUAGGGUCCCUGAUGGAUAUAGUUCUGACCUCUCUAAAUGUGUGAACUUCCAGAAAAGAAAGUUGGUCAAUCUUAAGACUCAUGACAACCAUGUCUUUAUGCAAGAUAUCCUUGUUGCUUUAAGAGCUUCAAACUCGACCAAAGUGAUUGAUUUGCUCGCUAACCUAUCUUCCUUCUUCAAAUCUUUGUGCUCCACAACUCUACAUUUGAGUGAGUUGAAUUCUCUUGAAGAAAGGAUUAUUUUAAUCCAAAGUAUGGUUCAUUUACUGAUUCACUUAGUGGAGGAGGUUAGGCUUGGUGGACCGGUACAAUAUAGAUGGAUCCAAUUGAGAGAUGAUAAUGGAAAUCGAGGCAUCGCUUAUGGUACAAUUCAACACCAUGUUGUAUGGAAUGACACAAAUUUAAGAUACAUUGUCAACUUCAAUACUAUGAAUCAACCAAUUGGUAAAGGUGGUAAUGUACUUAUGAAUCUUUGGGAAUAUUGUGAAAAGGGAUACAUAUUGUCCUAUCGAAUUGAAGAAUUGGCAUGAGCUGAGAAACUCUUCCAAAGCUGAAAUUCUUAAACUUGUUAGGGUAGGUGGUAGCUUGUUGUCAACUAAGAUUAUUUUUGUUAUAAUUUUUUUAUAAAUAUGAUAAUUUUUUUAUUUUCUUUCUAGCAACAGUUUCUCCUACCUGAUAGGGCGGCAUAUGAUUCUGCUGUUUAAAAAAGAGUUGGUAAAGUAUGGAGGCAACAUAGAUAUAGCCUCAAGAGGAAUCAUUUUGAUCAAACACUAUCAAAAGAAGAGAUUUAUGCAAAAUGUCUUAUCAGAAUGAAUAGACUCAGCCUGGAAGCAUUGGUUGAUUACGAAACUAUAUUUAAUUUAUUUUUUUUUUGACAUCAUAUGUUUGAGAAAUCCAAUUGCAGCUAACAUUAUUUUUUUGUUGAAUUAGAAAUACUCAAAAAUUGGUAAACAAGCAUGCGUGUCCCAUGCUCAUUCACACACUAGUGGUACUACAAGCUUUGCUAAUCGGAGAGUUGUCUUUGUAUGAGUUUUUUUCUUAAAGUAGCCAUUAGAAUAAAUUUGUUUUAUUCUACUGAGUGUUUUUAAGGAGGACUUAUCUAUAUUUGUAGGAAAAAUCAAAAUAAACUAUUAGUGAGUUGAAAUUUUACGAAACCGUUUAUACGAAGAAUGAUGAGAGCUUCAAAGAGGGAACAAUUUCUGGACAAUUUAUGGUGUACAAAGCAAUCAUAUUAUAUUUCAUCAAUGGAAAGUUUUAUUUAAAUGUCGUUAUAUGAUGAGAAACCUUCAAUCUUUACUCAUAUUUUUUGCAGAAGGCAAAGGCUAAGGUUGAUGAACAACUUGCUUCUUCUUCCAAGUCUCAAGUGGAGAUUGAAAACUCCAUUUUCAAUGACCUUAUGUAUGAAGUUAUGCAGAAGUUACUUCUGGUUAUGCAGAAGUUCUAAAGGCCAUUCGCAAUGGAAAUGUUUCAUCAGAAAUAUUGGAUCUUGCAGAAGCAACACUAAACAUUAUUAAUCAUGAGGAAUAUGAUCAUAGUACAUAGAGGUAUAUAGCAACGUCAAUUGAUUCGAGAUAGCUAGGCGUUCUACACACGACAUUGCAAGUCAAUUAUACUUGAGCAUCAUCGGUCAUCCUAAGUGCGGAAACAUUAUUAUUGUCGUUGAUAUUUUAACUUUAAAUAGAAAUUCUUUAAAAGUUGUUUGGUAUUUUGUAAUAAUAUUUUUACAAUUAUAAUAGAUUCUUGAUGUUUAAAUUAUUUCUUAAUUUUAAUGGUUUUACACUAUUAUUGGUGAAUUUAAAAGAAAUAUGUAAUUGAAUAAAGAUGUCACAAACUAUAGAUAAUGGCAUCAAAAAGCGUCACUAAUAUAAAUAGUGACUGAAUAUAUUGCCUUAAAUAUGUCUUAUAAAGACAUAGCUACACUACAAGUGUCACUAAUUGACACAUAGUGACAUUACAAGUGUCGCUACUUGACAACUAUCGACAUUUAAAAGCAUCGUAAAACUAUAAUUGUCAGAAAGAGAAACAAAAAUGACAUCUAAAAGCGUCCUAAUUGGUGAGAUUUUCAAUAUAUCGAGUUGUCGCUAAAUAACGAACAUUAAUAUAUCGACGCUUGUGGAAGUGUCGCUAAAUAACGACUUUCAAUAUAUCGACGCUUCUGUAUGUGUCGCUAAAUAACGACUUUGAAUAUAUCGACGCUUUUUCGAAUUGUCGCUAAAUAACGACUUUGAAUAUAUCGACGCUUUGUUGAAGUGUCGCUAAGUUAUAUUACGUCGCUUAGUGUUAAAAAACGUCACAAAAUGUAUAUAUUUUUUUAAAACCAUAAUAAUUUCAAACUUUAAGAAAUAAAACAGUGGUUUUUUUGUGAAUUCAAAUAAAAUAUAUGCUUUUAUAUGAAAUUGACAAAUAAUGUACUGAUAUAUUUCACAAAUGAAUACAUAUAUACAACAAUGAUGUUUACAAUAGAAGAGAUAAAUUCAAUAUAAAAAAAUUUAUUUCGUACAGGAGACCAUCAUCAUUCAUCAUAUUCAUACCAU
This is a messenger RNA of Amaranthus tricolor (Joseph's coat), 2817 nucleotides long. RefSeq lists its product as uncharacterized. The transcript has 4 exons. The record is from RefSeq and is a predicted model, not a curated record. Lineage: Eukaryota; Viridiplantae; Streptophyta; Magnoliopsida; Caryophyllales; Amaranthaceae. The coding region runs from base 1 to 813 and encodes 270 amino acids.